This is a messenger RNA of Capsella rubella, 892 nucleotides long. RefSeq lists its product as uncharacterized. The coding region runs from base 157 to 729 and encodes 190 amino acids. The record is from RefSeq and is a predicted model, not a curated record. Lineage: Eukaryota; Viridiplantae; Streptophyta; Magnoliopsida; Brassicales; Brassicaceae. The transcript is spliced from 3 exons.
CCCAAUUCCUCUCUCUCUCAAUCUCUUUUUCAUAAUCAAUCAAUCUCCGAUCGUCUUUUGAUCGACGAAUCCGUCAUCGGCGACGGAGUCGUGGCCGCUUUGUAAUUUUAUACAUACAGAGGCGACGGAAUCGAUUUGAAUUGAAAUUAAGAAGCGAUGGGGAAGAAGAGAAAAUCUACAGCGACGAGUCUUGAUGAGGUAGAUCGGACUGUGUACGCUUCGUUUCGCACCGCUGCGAACUCUUUAUCUCAGCUUUAUACUCAGUCUAUGAAUCAUCAGAAACUGUCUUUUCAAGCCGGUGAACGCCAUGGUUUGGAAAAGCUGUACCAAUGGAUAUGGAGACAACAAGAAGGAGGGUCAAGAGUGACACCUAUGGAUAUAGUUAAUUACAUUCAGAACGAGCUCGAAUGCUGCACUGACGAGCCCCCAAUGUCCCCAAGAGCCCCACCACCGCAGCCAACAAUGCAUAUCACGCAUUCUGGGCUCAUGGCCUCUUCAGGAACCUCUUGCCCAAUAUCCGUUCCAGUGGCUCGGUCUGAGCACUGUGAGAACCAAGCCAAGAACUCGGUUUUCUCAAACGCUCUUUCAAGCCCAAUACGCCGUAGUCUUCAGAGCUACCAAAUUCCUCAUGGUGGCUACACAUCUGGCGGAACCAGAAGCAGUGAAGUGAACAGAGGGUCUAACUCUCCAGGUUCUAUUGAUUCUUCAAUGGACAUGCAUGCAGAAUAAGAACUGUGAUCAUAAUACAACUCUUGUUUAAUGAUGUUUGAUCUAUAUACAAAAAAAAAAAAACUGGUUUGAUACUUCAUAAUGUAUCAAUUUGAUUCUUAUCUUGGAGGUGUUUUUGUUGGUAAUUUUUGUUUAGAGUUUCUAAAAGGUCAUCACAUGUAAA